Messenger RNA from Ipomoea nil (Japanese morning glory), 723 nucleotides. RefSeq lists its product as uncharacterized. The transcript is spliced from 2 exons. Gene Ontology annotation, molecular function: zinc ion binding; nucleic acid binding. Lineage: Eukaryota; Viridiplantae; Streptophyta; Magnoliopsida; Solanales; Convolvulaceae. The coding region runs from base 1 to 723 and encodes 240 amino acids. The record is from RefSeq and is a predicted model, not a curated record.
AUGUCUAGUGAUUCCUCGGGGAUACUAGUCGUCAAAAUUCCUAAGGAUUUGCGAAAAGAAUUGGUGAAGCCGUGGAAGAACACUCUGACGCUAAAAUUCCUGGGAAAGCGCAUCAGUUUCAACGUUCUCUUCCACCGGCUCUCCAGAAUAUUUGAACUAGCCAAGGACUGCAUGCAUGCUCUUAUCGGUGGCCCUUGGAAGGUUUUCGACCAUUACGUCAUGCCUCAACGCUGGUCUCCUUACUUUGAUCCAGCUAAAGCCGCUAUUCAGAAAAUGGUUAUUUGGGUGAGGCUUACGGGACUACCUGUUGAGUACUUCCGGGAAGAUAUCAUAAAACUCAUACUUGAUCACGUUGGCUUCCCCUUGAAAAUGGAUUGGACGACAGUAGGAGUUGAGAGGGGACGGUUCGCACGGGCUGUAGUGGAGGUCGAUCUCACUAAACCUCUGGUUUCCAUAUUGAAAAUCCGAAAGAGGAUCCAACAUAUUGAGUUUGAAGGUCUCCAUACCAUUUGCUUUAGGUGUGGAGAAGUGGGUCAUAGUUCAAAUGAAUGUCCUAAGCACCAACCUGUGAUGCUAGAGCAAAAUCGUGAAUGGGAACCAGCAGGAGUGUCGCAGGACCAAGGGGAUAACGUUGCAACGACGGGUCGUGGCGACGAGGAUAAUCGUUUAGGGCCCUGGAUGCUGGUGUUGGGAAACAUUUACAAGGCAAAGGCUUUUGGGUGA